Messenger RNA from Salarias fasciatus (jewelled blenny), 2027 nucleotides. RefSeq names its product ephrin-B1 (gene efnb1). Gene Ontology annotation, molecular function: ephrin receptor binding. The transcript is spliced from 5 exons. The record is from RefSeq and is a predicted model, not a curated record. Gene Ontology annotation, biological process: axon guidance; ephrin receptor signaling pathway. Gene Ontology annotation, cellular component: plasma membrane. Bases 932 to 1930 code for a protein of 332 amino acids. NCBI's taxonomy places the organism in Eukaryota, Metazoa, Chordata, Actinopteri, Blenniiformes, Blenniidae.
UCCGCGCGGCGCUCGGCUCGGGUUACAGUCGAGGCUGGGCUGCCGCACACAUCGGAGCGCGGAGCAUUGCAGACAGAGGGGGUUAAAAAAAACAACAUACCGGCUCGGAAAUGUCGGCGAGCUGAUUUAGAGCCACCUUGAGAGGGCUGGAGAGAGCAAGUGUAAUCUCGCCCCCCCACCACCACCCCCUGGACUUUUUUUUUCUUUUGUUUUGUUUUUUUGUUUAUUUUAUUUGAAGGAGGAGGCGCACUGUGCAUUUACGCACCGGCCACGCAGAAGCAGCAGCAGCAGCGGCAGCAGGAGCAGCGGCAUGCCCGAGUUGGACUAGAGAGCCCGGAGCGCAACACGCUGAGAGCCGGGAGGGAUCUUUACAAUAGAACCCCGGUGAGGAAGAAUAGCGCAGGAGGAGGACUGAAAGACAACACUGGAAUGAAGUGGACCUCGGGAUUCCUGGCGUGCUGCGGAGUUGUGACUGAUGGAUGAAUGUGGUCAUCUGUAGGCUAUAUCCAGCGACAGGUACCCGCUCCGGCUCCGGCCACCGCCGCAGCGCCUCUCCGUCUCCGCCGACCUGCGCUCACACCGGAUCUUACCGCCGAGUUUUCUCCAUAAAGGGAGGAACGCGGGGGGGGGGGAAGCGGUCCCUCUCGCCCCGCAGCCACAGGUCACACAGGACACUCGGUCCGCCCCGGUGCGGAGCCCAUCGAGACCCCGGGGUUCACUGCGCGCGUCCCGCGGUCAGUUCAGUCAAGGACACGGGGUCUGGAGCGGACUGAGAGGGGUCGGACAGAGGGACAUGUAUCUGAUAUCGACCUCACAUGCUCCUGACUGAUCGUAGCUCACCUUCCCACCGGGCGACACGCACGUAGAGCGGCUGCCCGCCGCGCUGUCCACCGCUCCGCGCUAUCGGCUCACUGUCUGUUCAUUUGUCACGAUGGCGGGACUCGGCUGUUGGAAGUAUUACCUCUGGAUCUUUAUACUAAUGUGCAGGUCGGCGCUACCUUCGGCCAAGUCGCUGGAGACUAUCAUCUGGAGCUCGCAAAAUCCCAAGUUUGUGGCUGGGAAAGGCCUGGUGAUCUACCCAGACAUUGGGGACAAGCUGGACAUCAUUUGUCCCAAGGCGGACCAAGGACGAGAUUAUGAGUACUACAAGCUGUAUCUGGUGAAGAGGGAGCAGGCGGAGAGCUGCAGUACGGUCCUCGACCCAAACGUCUUGGUCAACUGCAACAAGCCCGAGAAGGACAUCAAGUUCACCAUCAAAUUCCAGGAGUUCAGCCCCAACUACAUGGGCCUGGAGUUCAAGAGGAACGUCAACUACUACAUCACCUCGACCUCCAACGGCACGGUCGAGGGCCUGGAGAACCGGGAGGGGGGCGUGUGCAAGAGCCGAGCCAUGAAAGUCAUCAUGAAAGUCGGGCAAGUCCCCAACGCGGCGAACCCCGCCGUGCCCGACGCCCCGGAGGACAACGCCAUACCGGAGUCCAGCCCCAGUCCGCCGGACCAGGGACGGAUCGGGCCCGAAGUGCCAGGAAACCCAGAUUCCAUCAAUCAGGACCAGUCUGGCUCCUCGGCCAGCUCGGACGGCAUCCUCAGCUCCAAAGUGGCCGUGUUCUCCGCCAUCGCGGCCGGCUGCAUCAUCUUCCUCCUGCUCAUCCUCCUCCUCGUCAUCCUCCUCAUCAAGAUGCGCAAGCGCGCGAGGAAAAACAGCCACUCGCAGCCCCGCCCCUCGGCGCUGUCGCUGAGCACCCUGUCCAACCCCAAGCUGCCGGGCGGCACGGCGGGCACGGAGCCCAGCGAUAUCAUCAUUCCUCUGCGGACAGAGAACAACUACUGCCCUCACUACGAGAAGGUGAGCGGCGACUACGGCCACCCGGUCUACAUCGUCCAGGAGAUGCCGCCGCAGAGCCCCGCCAACAUUUACUACAAAGUCUGACGCGCCGCCGUGCCGCCGGUGACACGGCCGGGAGGAAGAGCGGAGAAGAGGAGCGCUUGAUUUACGUUCUUGGGAAGAACACUUUCCUUUGCAUUUU